Drosophila bipectinata is the source of this 705-nucleotide messenger RNA. RefSeq names its product electron transfer flavoprotein regulatory factor orsai (gene osi). NCBI's taxonomy places the organism in Eukaryota, Metazoa, Arthropoda, Insecta, Diptera, Drosophilidae. Gene Ontology annotation, cellular component: mitochondrion. The record is from RefSeq and is a predicted model, not a curated record. Gene Ontology annotation, biological process: respiratory electron transport chain.
AGAUAGCCAGAGCGACAUCACUGGUUUUGAUUCACCUUAAAAGCUGCGGGUAGCUCCCUGAAAAUUAUUUCUUACCUUGCAUUUAACAAACAAACAAAUCCGCUGACCACUGGUGAUGUCACAGCUGCGCUCGAAAGUCAUUAGCCUCUACAAGCACUUGCAGUAUUUGGGCCGCGAAUAUCCCGGCCUGAACGGGCCCCAGAAGUUCCGCAAGCAGAUCCACGAUGCCUUCAUGAACCACAAGGACGAGCAGGACCCGAAGAAGAUCGUGGCCCUGCUGGCCCAGGGACGCUACCUGGCCAAGGAGGUGGAGGCCCUCUACUCGCUCAAGAAGUAUCGCACUGUGAAGCAGCGCUACAGCUACAAUGACUAAGGCCGGGAGGAGUGGCGGCGAUGCGGAAAUCGCUUGCUAGCUAAUUCAAGGACUGAUGAUGAUGGCUGGGUGGGGAGCAGUGACCAGGCAGGUGGAGAACAUGAUAUGAGUAUGAGGUCGCCCUGCUUGUCGCGUAUAUGCAUAUUCUAUUGCCAAAGCAGACUCGAUCCAAACACACACGCAAAAAAUACAUAAGCAGUAAUAUUUUCGAAUGUCUUGUCAAUGUCUAACUUAAAGUUGUUAUUGAUGCAAAACAAAAAAUUAACAAAAAAAAAGCGAAAAACCGAAAAACGGACGUAGCAAAUAAACGAAGCAGUCAUUGAAUAACCAAA